UUUUUAUCCAGGAAUAUUUACAGAACCCAGGAGGCAAAAAUCUGCUCCCGUCUCUUCCGUUGCGGGCGAGCGAAGCAGAGCAGUUCUGCAGCAGCAAAGCAAUGGAGGUCAAACACCAAUGGCGGGUCCUCGAAUUCUACAGCGGAAUCGGCGGCAUGAGGUAUUCGCUGAUCAAGGCGGGCGUGAACGCGGAAGUAGCGGAAGCGUUCGACAUCAACGACGUGGCCAACGACGUUUACGAGCACAAUUUCGGUCACCGUCCUUACCAGGGCAAUAUUCAAAGCCUCACUGCUGCUGAUCUCGACAGAUAUGAAGCACAAGCAUGGCUUCUUUCUCCUCCUUGCCAACCCUAUACUCGACAAGGUCUGCAAAAGCAAUCUGGUGAUGCUCGAGCAUUUUCAUUUCUCAGGAUUCUUGAACUCAUACCACAAUUAUCCCGGCCUCCUAUAUUGUUAUUUGUUGAAAAUGUCGUUGGAUUUGAGACUUCCGAUACUCAUGCAAAAAUGAUUGAAACAUUGAAAAGUAGUGGUUUUGCUACUCAAGAAUUUAUUUUGAGUCCACUGCAGUUUGGGGUGCCAUAUUCUAGGCCUCGGUACUUUUGCUUGGUACUCAUCCUCUCUCUGCCUCUGCUAUAUUUCUUAGGUGUUACAAACAUUGUGUCCACUGACUUGCAGGCAAAGAGGAAUCCCUCAUCCUUCUCGAGCCCGUGCUUUAAUGAUAAGCUUAUAUGGUGUCCAAGCCCAUUAUUUGUGCACAAUGGUGAACUAGUUACUGAUGAGUGUUUGAGACCACAAGACAACUGGGAUAAGUUUCUGGAAUCUUGUGUCCCAGUGGAGCACUUUCUUGAAUUCAAGAGUACUGCUGGCCCUAAAACAGCUGAAUAUGGCUUUGAGAAUGCAAACAUUGUUUCUAGAGAACUUAAAGAUCCUCUCAAGGGUCACGAUGAAAGAAAUGGAUUCAAUAGUACUGAUUUGGACCUUUACCAUGUUCCAUUAAGUUUGAUAGAGAGAUGGGGCAGUGCUAUGGACAUUGUUUAUCCUGAUUCAAGGCGGUGCUGCUGUUUCACAAGUUAUUAUCGAUAUGUAAAGGGUACUGGGUCUCUUUUGGCAACUGUCCAGCCAGAAAUUAAAGGCAAAGAAUUCCCAUUAAAGGAGCAGUGCCUUAGAUAUUUUACCCCUCGGGAGGUUGCAAAUUUCCACUCUUUCCCGGAGCAUUUUGUUUUUCCAGAUCAUGUCAACCUUAAGCAAAGAUAUGCUCUCCUUGGAAACAGUUUGAGUGUUGCUGUUGUGGCACCUUUGCUUCACUAUCUGUUUACUGAACCAUCAUGACACCUAGAGGGUCAGUGCAAAGAUAUUGGGUGUUCAAACAUGACAUAUUAAUUGCAAGUUUUUGGCUUCUGAAUCUAUGAAGGCAAGCAGCUGAAAAAAGCCAUCGGAAGAUCUUACUUCCUAGCCAUCUUUCAUUCUGGCAGAGGUUCUGGAAUUUUUGAUGUCCCAUUUAGAGGAAAGAAGAACAUGCAACUUCCUCUGUAACCCCAAAAGAGUAGGAUAACACAAGUAUGGGCUGUUCAUUGGGAGCCAUUUAUGAGUAUAUGGCAUCAUUCUUGUCUUCAGAUUGUAAAAUGUCACGAGAAAAAAGAAUUUUAGAUGGAAUAUGGGAUCUUCUUUGCAGAGUGAAAAGUUUUGAGUCAUUUAAGAAGGGAGAAUUAUGGAGAAGUUUCCUGUCUCUUGAGUUCUGUUGGGGAAACCAUUUAAUGGUGCUCAGGUAAUUCCAGUCACAUGUAAACAUAGACUGGACGUGGAAAUUCUACUCACGUCCUCAUCAGGCGAAGCCAAAGAAGAAAUGGUGACUCGCUGUUACAUUAUUUUAAUAUGUACCUUUUCAUCACUUUCGAUGAAAGGCGGCAUAUGGAAAUAGACUUCUGUGCUGGUCUAAUUAGUCACCUAAACAUGCGGAUUGUCAAUUUCUUGAUGCUUCAAUUUGCUGAAGUUCUUUGUCUUCUUUUUAAUUGUCUGUCGGCACGGGCAGUUGGAGCACUCAAAUGUCGUUGAGAAGAUUUUGCUUGUCAGUCGAGACUCUAGAUACCUGUCAUGAGCUGUUUUGCCGACGCUCGCCCGUCACGCAGAAAACAAGGCGAUAUGCUAUUCACUACAUUACCUUUA
Molecule: messenger RNA, 2162 nt
Organism: Eucalyptus grandis
Lineage: Eukaryota; Viridiplantae; Streptophyta; Magnoliopsida; Myrtales; Myrtaceae
Product: tRNA (cytosine(38)-C(5))-methyltransferase 2
Molecular function (GO): methyltransferase activity
Source: RefSeq, a predicted model, not a curated record